AUGUUUGUUUAUGCUAAAUUCAUGAAAGAGCUCUUAUCGGGAAAACGGAAGUUGAGAAAUGACGAGAACAUCGCUUUGGCAAAAGAAUACAGUGCUAUUAUUCAGAGAAAGCUUCCACUAAAACUCAACAAUCUAGGUAUGGAAGUUUCGCUCCAAAUUUGUCAGAAAAACGAGACAGCUAUAGAUACCACUGAUGUUUUCACAACUUCACAGAGAUUUGUCACACGGGAAGAAGUUAUCCGCUGGGUUAAAGAGACCGGAAUCAACAAUAAAGUGACUGUUAUCAUAGCGCGUUCAGACACUGAAACAGGCAAAAGAGGAAGAAGUAACAAAGUUAUAUUUGCGUGCGAUAAAGGUGGAAAAUAUAAGGAUAAAAGUGAGACUCAAAGUGCUACUAAGAGAUGUGGAUGUCCAUUCAAAAUCAGAUCGACUCCGGCAAAAGAUGGGUCUGGAUGGAAGGUUGAUGUAAAAUGUGGAGUUCAUAAUCAUGGUUUACCAGAUAGAUUAGAAGGCCAUUCAUUUGUUGGUAGGUUGACAACAGAUGAGAAGCAGCAUGUUGCUGAUUUGACAAAGAGACAUGUUCCGCCUAGACACAUAUUGACUUCCUUGCAAGAGCGAGAUCCUGAGAACGUCACUCGGAUCACGCAAAUAUACAAGCAUAAAAGUGUGAUUGAAGCGGAGAUAAGAGGUCCAAGAAGUGAGAUACAACAUUUGCUUAAGCUUAUAGAGGAGGCGAACUAUGUUUAUUGGAGUAGGAAACGGGAUGAUUGUGAAGUUGUGAGAGAUAUUUUUUUGGGCUCAUCCAGAUUCGGUAAAGUUGCUGAAUCUUUUUCCUACUGUCUUGAUUAUGGACGCCACUUAUAA
Vicia villosa (hairy vetch) is the source of this 864-nucleotide messenger RNA. RefSeq lists its product as uncharacterized. The transcript has 2 exons. Lineage: Eukaryota; Viridiplantae; Streptophyta; Magnoliopsida; Fabales; Fabaceae. The coding region runs from base 1 to 864 and encodes 287 amino acids. Gene Ontology annotation, molecular function: DNA-binding transcription factor activity, RNA polymerase II-specific. The record is from RefSeq and is a predicted model, not a curated record.